Molecule: messenger RNA, 555 nt
Organism: Acanthosepion pharaonis
Lineage: Eukaryota; Metazoa; Mollusca; Cephalopoda; Sepiida; Sepiidae
Source: the annotation of a GenBank genome assembly
AUGUGCCUUAUCUAUCUAUCUAUCUAUCUAUCUAUCUAUCUAUCUAUCUAUCUAUCUAUCUAUCUAUCCGUUCGUCCGUCCGUUCUACUGUCUUUCUGUCUGUUCAUAUGUAUGUAUGUAUGCAUUUAUCUAUCUGCAUGUCUGUCCACCUGUCUGUCUAUCUCUUUCUCUGUCUGUCUCCGCUUUCAUCAUUAUCUCUCUAUCUAUCUAUCUAUCUAUCUAUCUAUCUAUCUAUCUGAGUCUGUUCAUUAUCUAUCUAUAAACACAUUUCAUUUAUUCCUUUAUUCAUUCAUGUGUAAUCUAUCUAUCUAUCUAUCUAUCUAUCUAUCUAUCUAUCUAUCUAUCUAUCUAUAUAUAUAUAUAUAUUCUGUUUCUAUCUAUCUAUCUAUCUAUCUAUCUAUCUAUCUAUCUAUCUAUCUAUCUAUCUAUCUAUCUAUAUAUUCUCGACACAACGAACUUUGUGCAUAUAUUAUGUAUGUGCACAUAUAUGCAAAUAUCUAUCUAUCUAUCUAUCUAUCUAUCUAUCUAUCUAUCUAUCUAUCUACAUUUCCAUAA